AUGGAAGCGUCUUGGGAUUCUCCAUUGCCUGAAGACAUCGAGAAAAAAUUUGAAAUUUGGCAGCGUCAACUUAAAGACUUGAAAGAAUUAGAAAUUUCACGGAGGCUGUCACACCUCGAUCUUAAAGACGCCAGCUUGUCACUAGAGGUAUUUUGCGACGCUUCAAAAUUGGCUUACGCUACGUGCGCAUUUCUUCGAGUUGAGAAAGAUGGCAAGGUGACCUGCCAAUUAAUCCAAGCACGAUCAAAGGUUGCUCCUUUGAAAGGUAUUUCUAUCCCAAGAUUGGAACUUUUAUCUUGCAUGAUCGGAGCAAGGUUAGCUGAUGCGAUAAAGAGAGAUUUGCAUUUGGAAGAUAUUGAAAGCACUUUCUGGUCUGAUUCAAUGGAUGUUCUACAUUGGAUAAAAAGAGAAGGCCCAUGGGCUACCUUUGUUGCUAAUAGAGUGGAGGAGAUAAGAAAACUAUCUUCUGUGGAAAAUUGGAGACAUGUACCUGGUAUUUCUAACCCAGCUGAUCUCCCAUCGAGAGGAUGUACAGUGAGGACCCUCAUCAAAAGUCAUUGGUGGGAAGGACCUGAUUGGAUCAAAAGGUCGAAAGAUGAUUGGCCAAAAUCUGCUCAUUUUCCAAAUAUGGAAGUGGUUAAUUCAGAAAAGAAGACUAUUGUAACCGCUUCUGUUUUACAACUUGAGGAAAAGUAUUAUCAUCGAUUUUCAUCGUAUGUUAAAAUUGUCCGAAUUACAGCUUGGCUUUUAAGGUUUCUUAAGAAUCUGAAGAAUGGGAGAAAUCGAAGAACAGUAGGUCCAUUGAAUUAUGAUGAAAUCAAGAAGGCUGAACGUAUUUUGCUGAAACAAGUGCAGUUAGAAGCCUUUUAUGAUGAGAACGACAAAAGGUUAAAAUCUUUACAAGUUAUCAAAGACUCCGAGGGAAUUCUAAGAGUGAAAACCAGAAUAUUUUUUAGGGAAGACCAUAGAGAUUUUCGUCUACCCAUAAUUCUUCCUUCCGAUCAUCCUGUUGUCAUGACUCUCAUAAUGUAUGAACACGAACAUCAUGGACAUUCUGGAGCUCAAAUGCUUAUGUACCAUCUUAGGGAAAAUUACUGGAUUUUGAAGUCAAGAAAAGCUAUUAAAAAAGCUAUAAAGUCCUGCAUCAUUUGCAAUAGAUUUGAUGCAAAACCGGUUUUUGUUCAGGAGGGCCUAUUGCCUCAAGACCGUGUGAGAGAUGCUGAAACUUUCGAAAUCGUAGGAUUAGAUCUAGCUGGACCUGUCAUCCUUAAAGAAGAAAGAAAGGCUUGGAUUUUGAUCCUAACUUGCGCGGUUUACCGUUUGAGGAGAUUUAUUGCACGAAGAGGUCGACCAUCUGUCAUCUAUUCAGAUAAUGGUACAAAUUUGAAAAGUGCUCAUCGUCUACUGAAGGAAGUUGAUUUCGAAAAACUGAAGAAUAUUGAAGAACUAAGUCCUAUUUCUUGGACUUUUAUACCUCCAAAUGCCCCCUGGUGGGGAGGAUUUUGGGAGAGACUUAUCGGCCUUAUGAAGCGGAUUUUAAGAAGAACUUUAAGAAAGACAUCUUUAAAUCAUGAAGAAAUGAACACAGUUCUUUGUGACUGUGAAAGAGUAAUGAAUUCAAGACCACUUACUUAUGUCUCGGAAGAUGCCGAAGAUUUGGAACCCCUUACUCCAGCAAUGUUCCUGCACAAUAUUAGAGAAACCGGUGUGCCUGAUUUAGACCUAAUUGAAGAAACUAAGUUUAAUAAAAGAUUGGCCUACCGAAACAGAAUCCAAAAGGAUCUAAGGAAACGUUUUCGAUCGGAAUACUUGGGACAAUUGCGAGAAAUACAAAAGGUAAAAAGAGAAACUGCUUUAUGUAUUGGAGACAUCGUUUUGGUUGAAGAUAAUACCAAAAGAUUGAACUGGAAUUUGGGGAGGAUUUUGAAACUGUUUCAAGGAAAAGACAAUAGAGCUAGAGUAGCUCUAGUUAAAACCAAGUUUGGUUCUUUUCUACGUCCUGUGCAGAAAUUAUAUCCACUUGAAGUGAGCGAAAAUGAUAAACCUGUUGAACACAAUACUAAUUCUCCUCUAAUUUCAGGUGCUAAUAGACGAGAGACUUUUCCCAUCUCUUUAGAUAGGAAGACUUCCCUGAUAGAGCCCCCUGAUGGUCUUCCACUUCCUUCUAAAGAAUCUGACUGUGGAGCCGACAUGGAGCCGACGAUGGAUUCUUCGCCUCUCCUUCCGAAUGAAACUUCUCAUCCUGUCUUACCUGACGGAACUGAAAAAUUGGAACCAAGGCGAUCCCGUUAUGGACGAUUGCUGAGACCUGUCCAAAGACUAUGA
Messenger RNA from Argiope bruennichi, 2325 nucleotides. RefSeq lists its product as uncharacterized. Lineage: Eukaryota; Metazoa; Arthropoda; Arachnida; Araneae; Araneidae. The record is from RefSeq and is a predicted model, not a curated record. Gene Ontology annotation, biological process: DNA integration. The transcript has 2 exons. Bases 1 to 2325 code for a protein of 774 amino acids. Gene Ontology annotation, molecular function: nucleic acid binding.